Raphanus sativus (radish) is the source of this 1005-nucleotide messenger RNA. Its product is annotated as tropinone reductase homolog At1g07440. Gene Ontology annotation, molecular function: oxidoreductase activity. The transcript has 5 exons. The record is from RefSeq and is a predicted model, not a curated record. NCBI's taxonomy places the organism in Eukaryota, Viridiplantae, Streptophyta, Magnoliopsida, Brassicales, Brassicaceae. The coding region runs from base 123 to 920 and encodes 265 amino acids.
CCACAUCCAAGACAUUAAAUAUUGGUGCCUUCGAUUGAGACCUCACAGACACGGACUUGGAUCCUCCAUAUAUGAUAUAUUUAAUAUUCUCAUAAGCAUCCAUCCACUUCAAUCUGAGGGGAAUGGCUGGAGAAGAGCAAAGACGAAGAUGGAGCCUUAAAGGCAAAACCGCACUUGUCACCGGUGGAACCAAAGGCAUUGGGCAUGCUAUAGUAGAGGAACUUGCAGGAUUUGGAGCAAUAAUACAUACGUGUGCUCGCGAUGAAGCACAUCUCAACGAGUGUUUGAGUGACUGGAAAAAUAAAGGGUUUCAAGUCACUGGUUCAGUCUGUGACGCAUCGUCCUGGACCGAAAGAGAGAAGCUGAUGCAGACUGUGUCCACUUUGUUUGAUGCCAAACUCAGUAUCCUCAUCAACAAUGUUGGCGCAAUCCGGUCAAAGCCAACAAUUGAAAACACGGCCGAGGAUUUCUCGUUCCACAUUUCCACCAACUUGGAAUCUGCGUACCAUUUUAGCCAGCUUGCACAUCCUCUGCUCAAGUCUUCAGGGUGUGGUAAUAUCGUGUUCAUAUCCUCUGUCGCUGGGGUCGUGUCGUUUGGCGUCAGCUCCAUCUACUGUGCAACAAAAGGGGCAAUGAAUCAGCUAGCAAGGAGUUUGGCAUGCGAAUGGGCUAGCGACGGCAUUAGGGCUAAUGCUGUAGCUCCUACAGUCAUUGCCACUCCUCUCGUUGAUGCGUUUGAUGAUGAAUUGAAGAAAGCAGUGGAAUCAACAAAUCCCUUGGGGCGCUUAGGGAAGCCGGAGGAGGUAGCAUCGCUUGUGGCAUUUCUUUGUAUGCCUGCAGCUUCUUAUAUAACGGGUCAGACCAUCUGUGUCGAUGGAGGUCUUUCUGUAAAUGGCUUCUCGUAUCAGCCACAUGCUUAAAAACAAAUUGCCAAAACAAAUCACAAUUUCAAGUUUCUACUUCAUAUGAAUAAUCUAUUUUACUGGAGGUUAUUUUUUUCAAAAA